Messenger RNA from Fusarium fujikuroi IMI 58289, 834 nucleotides. Its product is annotated as related to 1-acyldihydroxyacetone-phosphate reductase. NCBI's taxonomy places the organism in Eukaryota, Fungi, Ascomycota, Sordariomycetes, Hypocreales, Nectriaceae. The transcript is spliced from 2 exons. The coding region runs from base 1 to 834 and encodes 277 amino acids. Gene Ontology annotation, molecular function: triacylglycerol lipase activity; acylglycerone-phosphate reductase (NADP+) activity. Gene Ontology annotation, biological process: triglyceride catabolic process; phosphatidic acid biosynthetic process. Gene Ontology annotation, cellular component: endoplasmic reticulum; lipid droplet. The record is from RefSeq and is a predicted model, not a curated record.
AUGACGAAGACAGUUCUGAUUACCGGUUGCAGCGCUGGAGGCCUUGGUCAUGCUUUGGCUGAAGAGUUUCACAAACUUGGCUAUCAUGUCAUCGCCACAGCACGCGAUACAAAAAAGAUUGGCCCUUUUGCAACCAAACCCAACGUCGACAUCUUCCCUCUGGACGUCACAUUGCCUGAAUCGAUCUCGGAUCUUCUUGCGAAGAUACAAGCCCAGGGAAUCAAACUGGAUAUUCUUGUCAAUAAUGCUGGCUGCGCCUCUUUUAGCCCUUUAGUACACUCGGAUAUUAAUGACGCCAAAGCUUUGUAUGAUGUAAACGUGUGGGGUUCUCUGCGAGUCACGCAGGCAUUCAUACCGCUAUUAGUAAGCACUCAAGGAGUGAUAUUGAACAUCGCGUCUAUGGCUGGAGCCGUUCCUCUAGCAUGGCAGGGAAACUCCAAAGCUGCUAUGACCUUCAUCUCCGAGACCUUGAAGAUUGAGCUCGAACCUCUGGGGGUCCGAGUACUGACAGCUAUGGUUGGCGCUAUCAAUACUGAAAUCUAUGAUGGCUGCGAUGUGGUACUCCCAACUGACUCCUGGUAUAAACCGAUUGAGAGCAUAAUUCGAAGACAGGCCAAGGGAGAAUUGCAACUACCUAACAACGAGGCAGUGGAGGUCACAGCAGCGUCCAUUGUCAGAGAUACGCUUAGUGGGCGGAGGGGAAAGAUCUGGCGUGGUGGGGAAGCGGGCAUAGCUAGUGUUGGCUCGUGGCUCUUUCCGACUUGGCUUGUUGAAUCUAUUCUGCAUAGAAACAGAGGCUUAUCUGCACUUCGGAAGGCACAUAGGCAAACUUAG